Dreissena polymorpha is the source of this 1623-nucleotide messenger RNA. RefSeq names its product peroxisome biogenesis factor 10-like. Gene Ontology annotation, biological process: protein import into peroxisome matrix. Gene Ontology annotation, cellular component: peroxisomal membrane. Bases 230 to 793 code for a protein of 187 amino acids. Gene Ontology annotation, molecular function: zinc ion binding. The record is from RefSeq and is a predicted model, not a curated record. NCBI's taxonomy places the organism in Eukaryota, Metazoa, Mollusca, Bivalvia, Myida, Dreissenidae. The transcript is spliced from 8 exons.
CGCUCUACCAACCGAGCUUACAUUAAUAAUAAUUCCAUACCCUCCACCCACUGCGUGAUUUCAUGUAUACAUCAAACCCCAGGACACUUACCUUUGGAAUGUUGUACAACUAUUAACGAUAAAAUGAAAAGAAGCAAUGUAGAGUUUCUCAACAACUACUAGGACACUAUUGUGCUAUACAAAGUUAUACUGUCACCGUUAAAACACCAAAACAACAACAACAACAAAAAUGUUCAAAGUAGCUGGCAAAGCGGGGAUUAUAAGAUCUCAACAGAAGGAUGAAUAUUACCUGACAUACUUGAGAAAAAUGUCAGCUGAUGUUGUCCAUAGCUUGCUCGGUGCAAGGGCCUGGAUUACUUGGCGCAGAGAGCUGGACCUGGCAGCUGACCUGGGGUACUUCUGUCUCACAACCCUCUCAGGUUUCCAGACCAUUGGUGAGGAGUAUGUGAACAUUAUCCAGGUAGACUCUUUCAGAAGACAUGUACCCUCUGUACUGCAUCGCCUCACUAUGGUACUCUUCCACGUGUUGAUACCGUACACCAUACGCAAGGGUCUAGACUGGCUGGAGAGGAGGCUACAGUCACAUGGUCUUCAGGAGGUCCCCAUAGCAACCAGGGAGUUUCUCCUGAAGUGCAUUCCCAUUGCUAGGGACCUGGUCCUUUACACACACACAGACUGCACAUGGCUGUGUUCUACAUGCAAGGAAUCUUCUAUCAACUUGCAAAGCGAUUCAAAGGAGUGCAAUAUUUGCAGUACACAGGUGGUUUACAGAAGGCAUCUGAUGAUUCAGUGAGCAUGAGUUUUCGAGCCCUAGGCUGGCUGACCCUGGCCCAGCUUGCGGGGUCUGCAGUGCUGGGAACCAGGGCAUACUUGCAGCAGACAUACAGAAAGGGUACUGGCCUUCUAGGAGGAAGUGAUACCCAUUCAGAGAUCGGAGGUCAUGUGUCGCCAGACAGGAAGUGUGCCCUGUGUUUAGGUGAGAGGUCACGUAGCUCUGUGACCCCCUGCGGCCACCUCUUCUGCUGGGGCUGCAUACACGACUGGUGCGCGACCAAGGCUGAGUGCCCUCUGUGUAGGGAGCAUGUUGAGCCACACCGUGUCGUCUGCCUACAGAACUUUGAUGCCUCCUGAUGAUAGUUGGGCUUGUAUGUGAUGCAGAACCUAUAACUGAACCUCAUUCUGGGGAAACUGGUCUUAAUGUAAAGUGUCGUCCAAGGUUGGCCUGUGCAGUCCGCACAGUCUGAUUGGGGGACAACACUUUCAGUCUAAACUGGAAUUUUGUUCAAGUCAGACAUCCUUUAAACAAACAAUUUCAUAUAAGCAGAAAGACUCGUUCCUGAAUAGCUUGUGCACCCUGUGAGCACUGUACUAAUCUUAGACAUCAUUUUACAUACAUGCACGAAGCCCUGUUUUUCUAGAGGUAGGCUCGACUCAUCGGUACCUUAUAUCUGGUACUGCACACAGGCUGUGAUAUGAAUUUCUCCUGCCAUGAUGUUCCCUGACCAGUUACUUAUGGUGUUGCUUGCACUGGUGACCAUGUUGUGUUAUUUGAUUGUUUUUGUUUUUAACUUGGUUUUGUUAUACUACAAUUAUUUACUGGAAAUAAAGUGACUUUCAACCUGA